AUGUACGUUCUUUCCUUUUACCUCCAAGAGAUUGAUUCAGCAGCAGGAAACCUUCCAGUCGCCCACAGACCAGACCAGGGUCACCAGGGGGCGGAGCCAGUCCCCGGGUCAGGGUCACCAGGGGGCGGAGCCAGUCCCGGGUCAGGGUCACCAGGGGGCGGAGCCAGUCCCGGGUCAGGGUCACCAGGGGGCGGAGCCAGUCCCGGGUCAGGGUCACUGGGGCGGAGCCAGUCCCGGGUCAGGGUCACUGGGGGCGGAGCCAGUCCCGGGUCAGGGUCACCAGGGGGCGGAGCCAGUCCCGGGUCAGGGUCACCAGGGGGCGGAGCCAGUCCCGGGUCAGGGUCACCAGGGGGCGGAGCCAGUCCCGGGUCAGGGUCACUGGGGCGGAGCCAGUCCCGGGUCAGGGUCACCAGGGGGCGGAGCCAGUCCCGGGUCAGGGUGGCUGCGGUGGCGUCCUGGUGGAGGAGCAGGCUGAUGGAGAGCGACUGUCGGAUCCCCGUGGCCUGCUGUCGACCCCGAGUCCUCGUCCUCCACGCUCUCUUCUGGGGCCUCGUGUCCCUCAGGGUGUUUGGCGCCGCUCUGCUGAGUGAGGAGAAAUCCUCGGUGGCGGUGAAGCCGGCGGCGGCGCCCUGCUGGCUGCUGGAGGACUUCGUGGUGACGGCCGAGUGUUCGCAGUGUAACGCCUUCCAGACGAGGUCGUGGUCGUCCUGCGGCGCCACGGGAUACGUGGAGCGAGUCAACUGCACCCGGACCAACAAGGACGAGUACAAGAGCUGUCGCUCGUCCGUGAUGGAGGAACAUCUCUUCUGGAAGUUCGAGGCGGCCAUGUUGGCUCUGACGGCGGUCUUCGGCGUUCUGGUCGUCGUCCGUCAGCGAUGGCUCGACCGCCUCGCCUCCGAGAAGGUCCGCCGCCAGAUCGAGUCCAUCUAGGAGGAGACACGAGGCCUGGACCAGGACCAGGACUGCUGCUGGACCAGGACCAGGACUGCUGCUGGACCAGGACCAGGACCGCUGCUGGACCAGGACCGAGUGGAUUUUAUCCUGCAGCAGUUUUUAACAGCUGGACUCUGAGAUCCUUUAGGGAUCAGGACUAAAGAAAAACCUGAACUCUGUUUCU
Molecule: messenger RNA, 1117 nt
Organism: Centropristis striata (black sea bass)
Lineage: Eukaryota; Metazoa; Chordata; Actinopteri; Perciformes; Serranidae
Gene: jtb
Product: jumping translocation breakpoint
Exons: 5
Coding region: 1-930 (309 amino acids)
Biological process (GO): mitotic cytokinesis
Cellular component (GO): spindle; centrosome; cytoplasm
Source: RefSeq, a predicted model, not a curated record